This is a messenger RNA of Osmia lignaria (orchard mason bee), 1888 nucleotides long. RefSeq lists its product as uncharacterized. Gene Ontology annotation, biological process: regulation of transcription by RNA polymerase II. Lineage: Eukaryota; Metazoa; Arthropoda; Insecta; Hymenoptera; Megachilidae. Gene Ontology annotation, molecular function: protein binding. The record is from RefSeq and is a predicted model, not a curated record. Gene Ontology annotation, cellular component: nucleus.
UGAGUUAUACACGUGUCAGGUGACAGUACACAUCGGUGUUGCAUAUAGUGCUGUACUUUUUCUACGUUACUGGUGAUUAUGGCGAAGUUUGCCAGAUGGACUUGAAGUGUUGUGUAAAGAAUAUCAUUAACGUUGUAUCAAACAAAUUUAAUCAAGCAUAAAAUAUGGAAGGUCAACAGUUCUGUUUACGAUGGCAUAAUUUUCAAAACACGUUGCUGAGCUCUCUUCCAAAGUUACUUGAUGGUGGUUAUUUAACAGAUGUCACAUUGAGUGCUGGUGGCAGACACAUACAUGCUCAUAAAAUUAUACUUUCUGCUUGUAGUUAUUAUUUUAAAGAAUUAUUUAAGGAUUUGAGUUCUUUGCAACAUCCUGUGAUUGUGUUACCAGGGAUGGAAUAUGCAAAUUUGUGUGCUCUAGUCACAUUCAUGUACAAUGGGGAAGUGAAUAUUUAUCAAGAACAAUUACCUGCACUUUUGGCUAUGGCAGAUACUUUACAUAUUCGUGGGCUAGCCGACAUUGCUGGGAAAAAUACUAGACACGAUAACGGUAUGUAUGUUCAACCUCCACCACCGCAGUUACAAGAGAAAAUAUUAACUGAAACACCGAUAAAGAAAGAAAAUAAAGACAAUGUUAUGAGCGGUGGAGAAUCUUUAGAAACAGUCCUAGAAGCGGAAGCAGCUGAAAAUAUAGAAGAAUCGUUUACCGAUCCAGAAAGUAUACCGUAUUGCGUCAAAACUAAGCCAUAUUAUUCUAUUAACGCAAAAUUAAAUCAAAGGGAAAAAGUCAGUAUUCCAUCUGUUAAUACUUCAUCUAAUAAAUAUCCUGAGAAAGGGUAUUCAGAAGGUGGAAUGGAUGAAAGUACGCCUAUCUUAGAAGAUCAGAUUACGCCCGCAGAAGAUACGAAACCUCCUCCUGUAUGGGAUGCAAAUUUUAAGUUUCUUACAAGCUCCAUAAGCGGAAGAACUUCUCAGAAUUAUAAUAAAUCUAGUGUCACUUGCCUUAUCUGUGGAAAACAAUUAAGUAACCAGUACAACUUGCGAGUACAUAUGGAGACUCACAGUAAUAGUUCGUACAGUUGUACAGCUUGUUCCCACGUGUCAAGAUCACGAGAUGCGCUUAGGAAACAUGUUUCUUACAGACACCCAGUGGCCUCACCGCAAAAACGUUCGCGAUACAAUACACCAAAACCCUAGAAAUUCUUAUUCUUAUAGAUUAUGUUGAUUUUUACCAUGCCCUUGUUUUAGGAUACCUAUUUGUCUAAAAUGACGACCAUUGUGUUAUUCGACUUAAACCUAAGAAUUUUGUUAGUUAAAGAAAUUAUAAUCUUAAAGUGAGAAGUUAGAUAUAAAUUUCCCGUAUUUUCAUUAUUUAUUGUUAGAGUAUUUUAUUCGUUUAAAAAACGUGUUUAAUUGAGGAGAGAUCGGAUCAGUAUGAAAGUAUAUUGAUUUUUAUUAUAAAGUUAUUAAAAUGCUUCCUUAUUUAAGUGGUAUACUUUUUUUUAAUUGAAAGAAAAUCCAGUAUGAUGUAUGAUUUCAAGUAAAAUCAAUGAAAAGUGAAGCAGUAUAAAGAUUUCUUGCUUCUUACAAUCCUUUUAAUUUAAUAACUAAACACUGCAGUUAAAUACAAAAACUGAGAAACUGAUUACGUAAAAAGAAAAUUGAGAGAUAGUUUGGUACAAAACUUGUCUGUCUCAUCUUCUUUUAAACGAAUAUUCAGUAUACGACUGACUAAGAAUAAGGCAAGCUAUAGUAACACCUCAAUUAUUUUGUUUUUAAAUGUACAAAUAAAUUAAAGCGUGAUCACGUUCCUAGAAACCCUUAGUGUUCGAAUUGUUACUGUUUUCUUGUUAUCUUUAUGCUGUUUUAAUAAAGACAAAGUAGACAAUAGA